CUCGGCACAAACUCACAACUCUUCCUCAAGCCCUACUCUGCAGUUCAGCAUAGAUCACCAGCAAAGUAUGGAACUACGGAAGGUGCCAGUGCACAUUGAUAGGAGAGCACUAUUAGGACCGCAUCAAGGAUAAAGUUUAACAAAGCCUGUGAGGAACCCCAGCUAGGAAGAGCUGAAGAUCCAUGAAGAGCCACUGAAGAUGGGUUUCAUGACAGCAGGCAAAUUGCUUGCUGUCCUAGCAGUUGUACAGAUACCACACUGUUUUGGGAGUCUAGAAAAAGGCCAUACACCUUUUCGUUUUACUCACCAUCUUUAUAAUGCUACAAUCUGUGAGAACUCCGUUCCAAAGACCUAUGUUAUUAGUAAUGUUAAAAUGGGAAUUAUUGUUACAGACCCCUUCUGGAAAAUAAAAUAUAAACUUGUCUCUGGAGAUGAGGAUGGCCUUUUCAAAACUGAGGAAUAUACAGUGGGUGACUUUUGUUUCUUGAGGAUACGGACUCGUAGCAGUAAUGCUGCAUUACUUAACAGAGAAGUGAGAGACAGCUACACAUUGACCAUUCAGAGCACUGAGAGUAUGUAUGAAUAUGAGGCCAGGACUAAGGUAGUGAUCCAUGUCCUAGAUGCUAAUGACCUGAAGCCCCUUUUUUACCCAGCCUCAUACAAUGUUACAGUUAAAGAGGACACCCCUUUAAGAUCCAGCGUGCUCAAGGUUAGUGCGACUGAUGCUGAUUUGGGCAGUAACGGAGAAUUCUAUUACUCCUUCACGAGUCGGUCUUCGCCCUUUGCGAUUGAUCCUUCCACAGGAACAAUCACCUUGGCUAAGAAGCUGCAGUACAACCACACACCAAAGUAUGAGCUGAGAGUUCUAGCUGAAGACCGAACAAAGAAGAUUGCUGGAGUCAGGAAGUUUGGGAAUGACGCAAAGGUCGUCAUCAACGUGAAAAAGGUUAAUCCCGAGCCCCCUGUAAUUAAAUCAGUAACAAUUUCAACACCAGACGGAGAUGACGAAGAAACUUAUGCAGCUGUUGAGGUGGGGAGCACCGUAAAAGAGGUGGAAUCUUUGACCAUUGUGAAAGGAGACCCACAGCAUUACUUCCAAAUCAUUCCCUCUCAUUCAGGAUCCCGGGACUUCCAGGUAGUAGCCACAAAAAAGCUGAACUGGCUAAACUACCCCCUUGGUUUCAAUCUCUCCAUCCAGGCCAAAGACAAACAUAACCCACCUUUGCUUUCUGAGAUUAAGGCUGUUCACAUUCCCUUUCCAAGGCCUGCUCCCUUGAAAUUCGAGAAGAAAAUCUACAGUGUGACGCUGAGCGAGUUUUCACCACCAAACACUCCUGUCAUCCGAGUUGUGGUGAACCCAAGCCCAUUGAAUGUCACCUACCAUAUAAAAAAGACCCCAGAUAGCACUAAAUUUAGAAUCAACGCCAAGAGUGGCCUGAUUGUAAUCACUGAACAACUGGACUAUGAGAAGGAGUCUCAUUAUGAAUUUGAUGUGAUGGCAAAUCACGGUGAGGCAGAAGCAAAGGUCACUGUUGAUAUCAUUGAUGAAAACGAUAACGCUCCAAAAUUUGCCAGGCCCUCUUAUCAAGGCACAGUCCUUGAACACGUACCCAUUGGGAAUAGCAUCUUAACAGUGACCGCUGUUGAUGGCGAUACCCAGAAAAAUGGCUUUAUAACAUAUGCCAUUGCCAAUAAGGGUCCACUUCCUUUUACAAUUGACCCAUUCACAGGUGUCAUUUCCACCUCUGAAGAACUUGAUUAUGAACUCAUGCAAAGGUGGUAUCAUCUUAGGGUGUGGGCAUCAGACAGUGGCGCUCCAUACAGUCAUGUGACCGAAUGUGCUGUUACGCUCAUCAUGAGCAAUAUCAAUGAUAACAUACCAGAGUUUGAAAAGGUGGGAUGCAAUGCAACUAUCCCUCAAGACCUUGCCGUUGGAGAAAUCAUUGGUGUCAUGUCUGCAAUUGAUCUGGAUGAGCUGCAGCAAGUGAGGUAUAAGAUGGAGUCUGGCAAUGAACUGGGACUUUUUGAAAUCAGUCCAGUAUCUGGAAAGAUUUUGCUGAAGAAAAGGAUUCCUGUAAUUUCAUCUGCUGGUCGGUUGCCUUCAUAUAGUCUAACUAUAACUGCAACUGAUGGAGAGAAUUAUGCUGUCCCAACCACUGUUAAUGUUGUUGUGAAAGACAAAGGUAUACAAAGCAGUAUGAAGUGUGAGGACACUGGAGUUUUCAAAAAGUUGACCGAAAAACUGAUUCAAUCAAUCAAACCAGAAACUUCCAUUCAAGAAGCAGACUCUUUUUCUGACAUUCACAUCAUUAAUCGUCAUUCUCCUAAAUUUGAUGGGAGUCUUCCAAGUUCUAUUGAUGUUAGAGAAGACAUGCCGGUUAAUUCAACAAUCCUUCAGUUUAAAGCAGCUGAUGAAGACACGGGUUUUAAUGGCAAGUUAGUGUAUGUCAUCUCUGAUGGGAAUGAAGAUGGAUGCUUUACUAUUGACAUGGAAUCCGGAGAAGUGAAGUUGCUUUCUCCAUUAGACAGAGAAACUACAGGAUUCUACAUUCUUAAUAUAACUGUCUAUGACUUAGGGAUUUCCCAAAGGUCUUCCUGGAAGUUCUUAGCAGUUAAUGUUUUAGAUGUUAAUGACAACCCACCACGAUUUGAGCAAUCAAAGUAUAUUUUAACCAUACCUGAAAAUACAGGAAUUGAAAAGAGCAUCUUGCAAGUUAAAGCAGUAGAUGUCGACUUGGAAGUUAACGGGAAGAUCAAAUAUUCCCUCAUAACUGAGACAGAUAAAUUUGCAAUCAACGACUACACAGGUGUUGUGAGGGUGAAUAAGCCUUUGGACAGGGAAGUAUCUCCAAGAUAUGAACUCAAAAUUGAAGCCAGAGAUCAGGCCACUGUAGACCCCACUUUGUUUUCGAUAGCCGAGAUUGUGGUGAUUUUAGAAGAUGUUAAUGAUAACCCUCCCACAUUUGUUCCAAAGUUUUACAAAGUACAGGUACCGGAGGAUGUACCCAUUGGAACAAUAAUAUUAUGGGUUGAAAUAUAUGAUCCAGAUCUUGGCUCAGGAGGACAGGUUAGCUAUAACCUGAUGGACAAUGAGAAUGGAGCAUUUUACUUAGAAGCCUCAAUAGGAUCACUGAGUUUGGAGAAAGAAAUGGACUUUGAGCAGCGGCAGUUUUACAAUCUUACCAUUCGGGCUGUGGAUCACGGACAACCACGGUCCCUCUCCUCCUCCUGUUUUGUUGAGGUGGAGGUUUUGGAUGUGAAUGAAAACUUGAAUGCUCCACUUUUUUCAUCGUUUGUCUACAAGGCAGAGGUGGUAGAGGAUACUCCUGUGGGCACAUCUAUUAUGUCUCUGACAGCUGUGGACAAGGAUCGUGGAAGAGAUGGAGUAGUGAGAUACUAUAUCAGGGAAGGAAGUGGCCUUGGAGUCUUCAGUAUUGAUGAAGACACAGGCAUAAUAAGAACUGCAGAUAUCUUGGACAGGGAAUCUACCCCUCACUAUUGGCUUACAGUUUAUGCGACAGACUUGGGAGCUGUCCCUCUGGUUUCAUGGACUGAGGUUUUCAUUGAAGUGAUGGAUAUUAACGACAACCCUCCUGAGUUUUCCCAGCCUGUUUACUUUGGUUCUGUCCUGGAGAAUUCCCCCCAGGACAAAUUCAUUCUUCGGGUGGAGGCCAGCGAUGCUGACAUUGCCUCUGAAGGAAAACUCACCUUCCAGAUCCUUGACACACAGCGAACAUAUUUCACAAUCGGCUCCAAGACAGGAGUAAUCAGCACUUCUGCACCGCUGGAUCGAGAACAGAAAGCAGAGCAUAUCCUUGAGGUCACAGUCUCAGACAAUGGCAAGCCUCCCCUGCGCUCCACGGCCACUGUUAUCAUUCAAGUGCUGGAUGUGAAUGACAACAGCCCCCGCUUUGCCCACAAACUGUUUUAUGUAAGGCUGCCAGAGCGCCAGGACGUGAGAGAACCGCAGGAAGUGUAUAGAAUGAUUGCUCACGAUAACGACGAUGGACCCAAUGCCCGGGUCACCUAUAGUCUUAAGGAAGAUGCAGACAAUACAUUUUCCAUUGAUCCCAUCACUGGGAUUGUGUCCUCUGAGAGCAACUUUGGCCCGGGAGCUUACAGCAUCCUCACGAUCAAAGCAACGGACAGUGGAAGUCCUAAUAGGAGCUCAACAUCUCGACUUGAUGUUGAAUGGAUUCCCAAACCUGCCCCUACCUCUGAGAUGCUGGCUUUUGAUGAGCCUCACUUUAACUUUGCUGUCAUGGAGACAGACCCUGUAACUCAUAUGGUCGGAAUAAUCAGCACAGAAAUCACACAAAGCCUGCUUUGGUUCAACAUUAUAGGUGGUGACAGCGAAAAGGAGUUUGACAUAGAGAAAAACAGCGGGAGCAUUGUUAUUGCCAGACCAUUGGAUGCGGGAAAGAGGUCAAACUACAACCUGACUGUGAGAGUCACAGAUGGAACCCAAUCUAUCAAAACACAGGCUUACAUCCGUGUGGUGGACAUCAACAAGCACAGACCUGAAUUUCUCAAGAGCCAUUAUGAGGUGAAGGUUCCAGAAGACACUGCCCCUUGGAAAGAGAUCCUGCAGCUCAGUGCACAAGAUAAGGAUGGGAGCAGCAGCUUGGUCUACACCAUUCAGAGCAGCAUGACCCCAGCCAGUGUCAAUUUCUUCAGCCUGAACCCCAACAGCGGGGCUCUCGUUCUGACGGAGAAGCUGGACUUUGAGACUCUGCCUGUUCACACUCUCACUGUGAUGGUGAGAGAUCAGGAGAUCCCAGUGAAGCGGAACUUUGUGAAAGUGGUUGUUCACGUGGAAGAUUGCAAUGACCAUGCUCCUGCCUUCAUGAGCUCACGAUACGAAGGACGUGUCCUCAACAUGGCUACAGCUGGGGCAGAGGUGUUACAAGUCAAAGCUCUGGAUAAAGACAAAGGGAGCAAUGCAGAAAUCAUCUACACGUUUCUCUCCGGAAACACUGAGGGUGCUUUUGCUAUUGACCCAAAGACUGGAAGAAUUACAGUGGCAAAGCCCUUAGAUAACCUUCCACAAGAAAACUACCAAAUCACAGUGGAAGCCACCGACCAGGGCUUUCCACAACGCAGUGACAUCAGCACUGUAGUCAUUCACAUCAACCUUUCUGUCGAAACCCCACCCAGAUUCCUCAUCAAUGAGUAUUUUGCAGAAAUUAGUGAAGCAGCACCUGUGGGAUCGCCAGUGACUACAGUGUCAGCAUCCAGCCCCUCAGGUGUACGAUAUCAAAUUAAAGAUGGAGACCCCAAUGGGACUUUUCAGAUAAACAGUUUCUCAGGAGUGCUUUCCACCCAAAAAGCUUUGGAUUUUGAGAAGAAUUCUUCUUAUCAGCUUGAAAUCAGGGGUUCCACACUGUCCGGGACCUUUUCUGACACGAUUGUUUUUGUGUAUGUGAUUGAUGAGAAUGACAACGCACCCUCUUUUCUCCGGGAAGAGUUCAUAGGUCAGAUCAGUGAGUCUGCUCACGAGAACAGCAUGGUGAUGGGUGAGUUAAACACACCUUUAGUCAUUCAAGCCACUGAUGCUGACAAGGAUUCAAAUGCUCUUUUGGUUUAUCAAAUCCUUGAGCCAGAAGUGCAGAAGGUCUUCAGAAUUGAACCCAGCAUGGGGACUCUCUUCCUGACAUCCAGUGUGGAUUUUGAAGUUACUUCAGAAUUUCAAUUCAGUGUGCAAGUCCAUGACUCUGGGGAACCUCCACUAUAUGCAUCUAAACCAUCAAAGGUGACGGUGCGUGUCCUUGACAUUAAUGACUGUCCCCCCAAAUUUUUGAAACAACAAUAUGAAUCUUCUCUCAUAUUACCUGCUUUUCAAGGGAUGGAAGUUAUAAAAGUGUUGGCAAGCGAUGCCGAUUCAGAUGUUAUAUACAGCAUCAAUGAAGGCAAUGUUAACAAUGCUUUUGCUAUUCAUCCUAGCAGUGGCCUCAUCACAGUGAACAAUGCUUCCAACCUCAGACAGAACUAUCAGCUUUUUGUAAAAGCCUCUGAUGGACUGUACAAAGACACAGCUCUUAUUAAAGUCAACUUCACCAGCAUUACAGGGCAUGGUCUUGUGUUUCAGAACAAGUUCUACGUGGCCACUGUUUCUGAGAACAGUACAUCUGUUAAAACUUUGCUUGUAGUGAGAGCCUCUGGGAGCUAUUUGAAUGAGCCUUUGAUCUACUCAGUUUCAAACUCAGAUGGGAUGUUUUCAGUCAUCCCAACUUCUGGGGUUCUGGAAACAACAGGCAUUCCCUUCGAUAGGGAGAGGCAAGACGUAUAUGAUGUGGCUGUUGAGGUCAGGGAUACCAGAGAUCCUCCCAGGAGAGCCCUCACCUAUGUGAAGGUGUAUGUAGAUGAUAUCAAUGAUAACGCACCAGAGUUCUUAAACUUACCUUAUGCUGUAACUGUCCAGGAUGAUGCAGAUCCAGGGGAUGUGCUGUUUCAGGUCACAGCAACAGACAAAGAUCUUGGAGAAAAUGGAGCUGUCAUGUUCUCUCUUCAAGAUGAUUUUGACCUCUUCAGAAUUGAUCCUUAUCUUGGGGAUGUAUCCCUUCAGCGAUCCCUUGACUUUGAAUCUAUGAAUAAGUAUGUUCUCACAGUAAUAGCGAGUGAUGUGGGUGACCCAAGCUUGACAUCUGAAGCAGAGCUUAUUGUUCAAGUGAGAAACAGGUCCAAUCCAAUAUUUCAGAAGCUUCAUUACCUAUUGAAUAUUCCUGAAAACAUUUCCCCUUUCACAACAAUCUUGCAUGUACAAGCUAGGAAUCCUGAAGGUUAUCGUCUGAUUUACAAUCUAGUAGAAGAAAAUGCUUCAAAAAACUUUCAUAUUGACUUUAAAACUGGUGUUCUAAGUGUCACCGACUUUUUGGAUUACGAGGCCCAAACUAAACACACUUUUACCGUUAGGGCCACAGAUUCAGUGACAGGGACUUACUCUGAAGCUAAAGUUGAUAUUGAAAUUGAAGAUAUUAAUGAUAACCCUCCACUGUUCCAGCAGAAGACUUACACAGCUCAUGUGUCAGAGGGAUCACCUAUUGGCACUUCAGUAAUACAGGUUUCUGCCACCGAUAAGGACUCAGGAAAGAAUAAAGCAAUAUUAUAUCAAAUAGUGGAGACAGGUCAAAAUGAUAACACUUUCUUCAGUGUUGAUGCUCUUACUGGGCUUGUAGUAACAACACAUGAACUGGAUUAUGAAGCCACUCAACAAUUUCAUUUAAAAAUCAGGGCUAUAGAUAAUGGAGUGCCUCCACUGAGCAGUGAAGCUUUCAUUGUUGUAAACGUUUCGGAUGUCAAUGAUAACCCUCCAGCAUUUAACCAAGCCCAAUAUGAUGCUGCUCUAAAUGAAAUGGCUAUGUGUGGCCAUAUCGUAAUCAAGGUCCAAGCUUCUGAUCCUGAUAGCAUAAAUGCCGACAAUCUAGAGUACAUGAUACUAUCAGGCAACAAUGACCGGCAUUUCGCCAUCAAUCAUUCCUCAGGUAUUAUCUCAUUUUCCAAUGUUUGCAAGAGAAGCUUAGAUCCUUUUUACAACCUCACAAUUGCUGUGUCAGAUGGAGUAUUCAAAAGAACAGCACCAGUUAACAUCAACAUGAUGAAUAUUAACAAGCACAGCCCACACUUUGAGCAAAAUAUCUAUGAAGCUGAGCUAGCUGAGAAUGCUGAAGCUGGGACGCAGGUUAUUAGACUAGCUGCUAUAGACCCUGAUGAUGGGCCUUACGGUAGUGUUGACUACACAAUUAUUAACAAGCUGGCUGAUGAAAAAUUUUCAAUAGACAAGAAUGGUCAGAUAGUGACUACUCAGGCCCUCGACAGGGAAAACCCAACCCAGAGAGUCAUUGCUAUCAAGGUUAUGGCCAAAGAUGGAGGAGGAAAAGUUGCCUUUUGUACUGUUAAAAUCAUACUGACUGAUGAGAAUGACAAUGCUCCCCAGUUCAAAGCCUCAGAAUAUCAGGUCUCAAUUCAGUCCUCUUUGAGCAAAGGCUCUCCUGUCAUUCAGAUUAUGGCUUAUGAUGCAGAUGAAGGCAAGAACGCCGAUGUCACUUACACUGUUGAUGAAGCAGAGGAAGUCACUGAGGAUAUUAUUGAAAUUAAUCCUUUCACUGGAGUUAUCAGUGUCAAAGAAAGUCUCGUUGGCCUGGAAAAUAAGAUUUUUAAUUUCAAAGUCAAAGCUCGAGAUGGGGGUUCUCCUUACUACAACUCCAGUGUGCCUGUCCAACUUAAUGUUGUUCCCUCUGAAGUGACUUUGCCACAGUUUUCUGAGCCUCUUUACACCUUUUCAGCAUCAGAAGAUAUACCUGUUGGUUCAGAGGUUGGGACAAUAAAGGCAGAUGCUGAUAUCCCUCUAAUAUAUAGUUUGGUGGAAGGCAACACUGUGGAAAGUAAUAAAGAAAGAGUCUUUGCUGUGGACAGUGAUAGUGGGACACUUCUAGUGCAGAAGAGUAUUGACCACGAGAAAACCAAUUGGUACCAAAUUGAUGUCAUGGCACAAUGUAAUCAUAAUGGAACUGAUGUUGCUUCAAUAGUGUCUGUGAGUAUCCAGGUCCAGGAUGUAAAUGAUAACAGUCCUGUGUUUGAAGCUGACCCUUACAGAGCUUUUCUCACAGAAAAUAUGCCUGCUGGAACCACUGUCAUUCAGGUGACGGCCAUUGAUCCGGACACUGACACAAACGGACAAGUUUCCUAUAGGCUGGAGUCUGAAUCUGACAGCAUCAACGAUGUCUUUAUGAUUGAUAAUGAAAGUGGGUGGAUCACCACCUUGAAAGAAACUGACUGUGAAACCAACGGUUUCUACGUGUUCCAUGUUGUUGCUACGGAUCAUGGAGGGAAGGUCAAACUGUCCUCUUCGGCCCUGGUGAACGUGACCAUUACGGAUGAGAAUGACAGCCCGCCAGUGUUCACUGAAGAGGUGUACCAAGGAUCUGUUGUUGAAAACAGCCCUCCUGGGGAAGACAUUACUACAGUGAGCACUACAGAUGCAGAUGUAUCAGAGGCCAACAGACAGGUUACAUGUUACAUAACAGAUGGGGACCCCCUGGGACAGUUUUCUAUGGAGCAAAAUGGACAAGAAUGGAAGGUGAAGCUAAAGGACACAGUUGACAGAGAAGUGAAAGAAAAAUAUACACUGAAGAUCACAGCAACGGAUGGAAGGUUUCAGGCCUUUUCCACAGUAGAGAUUCAUGUUCUUGAUAUCAAUGACAACAGCCCUCAGUGUGAACAGCUGUUGUAUACUGAGGUCGUACCAGAGAAUUCUCCGUCAAGACUCUUCAUACUAAAAGUUUCAGCGAAGGAUCCAGACCUUGGUACCAAUGGACAAGUUGUUUUUACUCUUCACGGUCCCAGCGCAGAAAAGUUCCAUCUCGACCCCCUGACCGGAGAGCUAUUCACGUUAGCCGUUCUGGAUCGCGAGCAGCAGAUGGAGUAUGAUUUGGUGGUAAAAGCCACGGAUGGGGGUGGACGGUCUUGCCAGGCUGAUAUAAUGUUGAUGAUCCAGGAUAUGAAUGACAACGCCCCCAGAUUCUCCAGCGAUCACUAUGUCGUAACUGUUUUUGAUAACACGACAGUGAAAACCCCCAUCGCCGUUGUCUAUGCUAAAGACCCAGACACUGGCAUCAAUUCUGAGGUGGUUUACUCUCUCAUCGACUCUGAUAGCCAGUACUUUUCACUGGAUGAAUUCUCAGGGAUCAUCCGUCUUGAAGCACCUCUGACUGAUGAAUCAAAAUCCCCAUUUGAGAUGAAGGUCCAAGCAACCGACCGGGGGCUGCCCCGCCAUCUGUUUUCUGUUUCCACGGUCACCGUCAACGUGGUGGACUUAAGUGAUUACAUACCCGUCUUUCUGAAUACCGAGUAUGUCGCUGAGAUCCCAGAAUCCACUGCUCUUGGCACAGAAGUGCUGAGUGUCUCAGCGCUGGCAAAAGAUGGAGAUCAGAACGCAGACAUUGUUUAUAGCAUCAUUUCAGGCAAUGAGCGCGGGAAAUUCUCCAUGGAUUCAAAAACUGGUGAUUUGUAUGUGAAUGGAUCCCUGGACUUUGAACAAUGCCAGGAAUAUUACCUCUCGGUUGAAGGUAUGAGAGGAAAGUCUUCCUCUCUCAGUGAUAUCACCACGGUGAUCAUUAAUAUCACUGAUGUCAAUGACAACCCGCCAAUCUUCAGCCAUGGUGAUUAUAGUGCCGAGGUACCUGAAGAUAUUGCCCUGGGAGAAACUGUUACCCAGGUUUCAGCUGAUGACCUUGAUGGGCCCCUGAACAACCGCAUCCAAUACUCAAUCGUUAGCGGCGAUCCAUGGCAGCAGUUCAGCAUGGACCCAGCCAGUGGGGAGAUCCGGGUCAUCCGGCACCUGGAUCGGGAGGAGAUCACCCAUUAUUCUCUGACAGUUCUUGCUGCAGACAGUGGAGAACCUCCACUGUCUAGUGCUGUCCAGGUGACCGUGAAGGUCUCUGAUGUCAAUGACAAUCCUCCUGUGUUCUCCCAACUCAACCACAGCCUGGCUAUUCAGGAAGGUGAUCCAGUUGGCAGCAGCAUUUUGCAACUAGUGGUGACUGACAGAGACACACAGCAAAACGGGCCUCCAUUCUCCUUUCGAAUUGUGUCUGGGAAUGAAGGAAAGCAUUUUCAAGUUGACCAAGGUGGACGGGUCUCAACUGCUAGUAUCCUGAGGAAGAAACUUCGAGAGAUGUACCUCCUGGAAGUUCAGGUGACAGACAGUGGCUACCCUCCACUUUCCUCUACAUGUCUGAUAAAACUUAGCGUCACUGAACAGAGCAAAUACCCUCCCUCUGCUGUGCCGCUGGAGGUCUUUAUAACCACAGUGGACAAGGUAUUUGUGGGCAGUGUUAUUGGAAACAUCCACGCAGCUGACCGAGAUCUCCAUGAUGUCCUCUCCUAUAAAUUGAUUUCAGAAUCGGCAAUCAAGAAGCGCUUUGAGGUCGACACUGCGAAUGGAAAAAUCACAGUAAAAGAUGUCUUGGAACCGGGACAGUACAUACUGAAUGUGACCAUCUCUGAUGGGAAGUUCACUACCCGGACUGCAGUUCAAGUUCAUGUCUGGGGUGCCACUCAGCAGGUCCUGGAUCAGGGGAUCACACUCCGCCUCGAUCAGAUGACGCCAGAGGCGUUUAUUAGAGACCACUGGUGGAACCUGCAGCACUUUCUGGGGGACAUGUUCAACAUUCAAAGCAAGAGGAUCCACGUUGCCAGUCUCCAGCAUGAUCAAAACUCUGAAUUCCUGGACUUGCUCCUGGUCUGGAGACAGCAUGGUAGCUUGUCACCCUUGUCCAGAGAGAAGCUCUCGAGUAUAGUCCAAGGCAUUAAGGAUUCUCUCGGUAUCAGUAUAAUGGAGGUCAAUCAUGGUUCUUGCAUGGAACCUGGGUGCCCAUCACGAGAUUGUAAGUCCACUGUCCGCAUGUCUAAGGAGACCAACUCGACCUACACGACAGAAAGCACAAGCUUCAUAACCCCUCAGCACUCAUGGGAGAUAGUGUGCUCAUGUAAUGAAUCAGCAAUUAUGUUCAAUGGAAACAGCUUCCUUAAAUACCAUUACCACGAGGAUGCUGAGAAUAGUAAGCUGAAGCUGACUCUUCGUAUCAAAACCUAUCAGCAGCACGGGCUUGUCAUGACAACCAAUGGAACGCAUGUAGGAUCAUUGGAGAUUGUUGACAAGGAGCUCAAAUUUAAGUACAGCUGUGGGAAUGGCCUUCCCGGAGCUCUGGGUGUGAGGAACGUCCCCAUUUCAGAUGGCCGCUGGCACCAGGUCCUUCUGGAGGUGAACAGCACUGUGCUGCGGGUAACUCUGGACAAGCUGCACUCCUCAGCCAUCACACUGUCUGAGCCCUGCAGCCUGCUCCGGGGCAAGAGCCCACUGGUCUUCGGCGGGCCAGUCCUGCCCGCCCCAGUGGACACACCUGCCCGGGGGUUCAAGGGCUGCCUGGACGCCCUGGAGCUCAACGGAGAAGCCAUAAGGACAGGUGUGGGAGGUGAUGCCCUCAUGGGCGGAGUAAGAAGGGUGACUGGAAUCUAUCAGUGCUGCUCCCCGACAGAAAGCUGUUCCUUUGAACCGUGUCAGAAUGGAGGAACCUGCACGACUCAAUCUAAUGGAGAGUUCCAGUGUAGCUGCCCUCCACAGUACUUUGGCUCUCGUUGCGAGGCAGAUAAUGAUCCCUGUCAGUCUCAGCCAUGCGCAAAUGGAGGUGUCUGUGUGGCGGAAGGUCAAGGUUACAUCUGCCACUGCCCAGAGCAAAACACAGGAAGCAGGUGUGAAAGUCACAUUGAUGUGUGCUCUCCAAAUCCGUGCGAGGCAGGUUUUGAAUGUAAGGUAUCUGCAGGCGAGCCGCCAAGGCACGAAUGUGUGAAUUCCCUGCCAGUGAUAUCCGACAGACUGGGAGUGAGAGAAAUUAUUGAAAUCUGUGCUGCCUUGUUGGGGGUCCUCCUGCUGGUUGGAGCUUUCAUCUUCCUACGCAAGCGCUACCUCCAGAGGAGGAAGCACAAGCCCAUAAGCACGCAGAAUUCAAACGGUUACUUCCACCCGAAAGUGGCCAAGAGCCUAGUGGGAGAUACCCAGGAGGUGCCUCCGAUUGAAAUGAACAUAAUGGCUGAGCCCCGCAAUAACCUUGACCAAGACAACCCGCUGAAAACCCGUGGCCAAAAUGAAUUCAGCACAGUUGGCGGGGGUCCGAAUCAGAAAGUGAGAGGGGCUGUGGUCUGCAGUGUGGCCCCAAACCUCCCCCCACCCCCUCCUUCCAGCUCUGAUAACGAAUCCGUCCUGAAAAACAACUGGGAGCUGGACUAUGAUGUUUAUCCUGGAGACAACGACUACUACUGCCCCCCAUCAGCCAGGGAGUUUCCUCAGUUCGACAUAGUGGAAGACUCCUACCCUGCGGUGCCCUCCAUGGACCCCAGAAGGGCAGCUCGUUUCGGGGGCUUCCCCUUCCCCCUCGAGCGCUAUGACCGACGGGCCCCCCUGCCCCCUUGCUACAGCAACCAGAACCUGGAUGACUUUCUCGGGCCUGACGGGUUGCCCCUUCCGGCCCCCCAGUGUCUGAAUGAAUACACUGCCAUCAGCUACUACCCUACGGAGCACGUGCAAGGUCUCGAGAACGUGUCUGGGAAUGGUUACCGCAGACUGAACAUGCGCCUCAGUGUGGCACAGCCCUCCUACGCAGACUGCAAUACCCUGCCACACACAGGGGCUCCUCUGCGCACCCCCAGGACGUACGAGGGAUCCGACAUGGUAGAGAGUGACUACGGGAGCUGUGAGGAGGUCAUGUUUUAACGUCCCACUGAACAGUCGCAGGCACGUGAUCUGCUUGUUUAACACCCUUUCCAGGGCAUGUUCAGCAGCUGGCAAGAACAUGGUGUCUUCGUGCCACCUGACGCAUUUCAGAACUGAGUGGAAUUUUGCUUCGAGGACAAGGUAAAUAAACAUGGCUUUUUGGAAACGGCGAGACUGUUUUAACUCACAGUCUCGGCUGAAUCGGCGGGCCAAGGAGCUGCUCACUGGCUGCUAGAACCAUCAGUGCCAUGGCUGUAAAGCACGUCAGUAACAAAGUAUUAUUCUUGCAAUCAGCAUGUCCCUGGAGGAUUAUACAGAUGUCCCUUCAAUUUAAUGGACUCUAACAAAAAUUGGGAGUUAGCUGAGGGAGGUUGAGGGCCCUGUCUGAACUGGCCCACACCCACAGACAGACAGCUGCCUUUCGGCAAUUCCACAGAUUUGUUUGUACAUGUCUCCUUACGUAAGAUGUCUGUCUUUGCUUUGCCGACGUUUCUGCUGCUCCACUUGCAGCUGGCUUCUCUAUGACAGCGCAUUGCUGCACUUUCUCUGCUGAGCACUGCUUUUUCUCUUCAAACAAUGCAAGUUCUGCCAUUGACCGUUAUAAGGCAAGCGAGGGAAAACGAACAAGCAAAGAAAAACAGUGUCCUUUACUCUUAAUUCCUCAUCAUUUCCGUGAUUUUCCCAAUCAAGUUGCAAAACAGCCAUUCAAGAAGCCGAGAGAGAAAGACAGCACUCAAUUUUAUGCCUAAUUUAGUGAGAAAAGUAUGAUUGAGGGUAUACCAGACUAUAGAAAAAAAACACAACUUCUUCCCUCUGCAGUACAGUACAUUUAUAUUAUGCACUUAUUUCUAUAUUGUCUCAGACAGUUGUAUUUUAUUUAUGUUGUCUUGUAUCCUGUUGAUGUGAAUUGUAGAAAUGCUGAUAUAUUGCAUCGCCCCAAGAAGCCACAGUAUGACUGACAUAAUGGCUAUAUUUACUUUGUUACACUUAAAGCCAAAACUGUUUACUGAAUAUCCUUGUUUAUUUCUUGGAAAUUAAAUUGUGUCUCAAGACUUGGUAAUACAUUAGGGGUAAGAUUUGUUUUUUGUGCAGCUCAUUAUGUUUUAUGAUUUUUCUUUUGGUUUGUUUAGCUGGUUUUUGAUACAGACCGAAAGAAAAGAAAAGUAACCCCCCCCCCACCUCAAAAUAAAAAACAAAACCGGAGCCUGAUAUAUUUUAUCAUGCCUGCCUGAUCUGGGCUCCAUUUUCACACAUCUCAGGAUCUUUCACAUUGGUAAAAUCUUUCACAUCUUUCCCACAGGCCACUAAAGGAAUAGAAAGUUUCUGGAAUCUUACUGCCUACCAUCGCACAAAGAAGCACUGGCACAUAUUGGACCAAACAAAUAGUUCUUGUUUAGCUUCAGACCAACACCCCCACUUCAGACUGCAUAUAGGAUCAUCCAUUAAUCCAUUACAGGCAUAGGCUAAUGUGAGGCCAACGUUUGCUGAAGUGAGACACAAUAACUACAGUUUCAUUCCUCCAAUAUACGGUAUGAUUCAGUUCGGUUACUGAAAACCAUAACAUGCAUUGCCCUUUUGAUGUAUAUGAAUACAGUACUUAGUAAUUUAGACUAGGACUAUAACAAAAAAUGAUCAAGGCAAACUCAUUUGAUUAAAAUAUAUUAAAAGUAUUGUUAUGUCAUUUGUAAAAGAAAUAUAUAAACUGUCUGUUUCUACAUUAUAUUUCUAAACGUGGUAGAUAUACAGUCCUUUUGAGAGAAGAAUUGCAUGUAAAACGAAGAACAGAGGCUGGCACCUCUUAAGAAAACCUCUCCAAACAUUGCAGCAGUGAUCAAAUGUUUUCUGACUGCCAUGGGUCCUUAGUCCAUUGUUUUUAAAAGUGUAGAAUUUCUUUUGCUGCUAAAAUUCAGAUGGACUUGUGUAAAGAAACACUACAUAAAGCCAAGUGAACAGAACUCUCAGUGAGGAGCUGGCUGUGAAUGCAAAAAAAGGUGUAAAAGUAUUUUGGAAAUGGCAUGAAAAUUGGGUUUCUGUGGUUAUUUAAGACUGGAAUAUUAGUUUUUAUAGACUGUUUCACAUGUAUCAAUUAAUGUGAAACCGUGGGCAAAAUGAACAAGAAUGUCUGAUGAUCUUUUAACGCACUGAGUGAAAGGACAUUUGAAUUUUGCGCAUGCAGAUGCCCUCUGAGAAAGGCCUACGCUGCCAAACAGGUAUUCACCUAAGAUAAGAUCACUUUAUUGCAACCGGCAACCUUCCAGCCAUGGGUGCAGAUCCACUGUAUCACCCAGCCACUACACUGCCCGAUUGAUGCACUUUUGUUAGCAUCAAUCAAAUGACCGACAAAGCAAAAUCCCCCAAACCAACAACAAACACAAAACAGAUUUUCACAAUGGGCAUAAUAAAGACUAUGCUAAAACAAUAUGUCCCACCAUUCACUUGGCCCAAUUCUCAGCAGUCACAUUCUUCAGUGUUAGUAUAACAGACCACGUACAAUUGUGUAUCCUUCCUAAGCCAUGAAAACUGUUCUUUUCAUGGCCUGUAAAUGUGCAGUAGGAUAAAUGGUCAACUUUGUUAAAUAGAUACGGUCAGUCCUUACCGUUGUGGAAUUGGGAAUGCUAGAUUUAUAAUUUAUUGCAUGUAUGAAAGGAUAUACAUAAGUAUAUUUGUGUUUUAUCUGAAAGGCUUGCUGCUUUGAGGGUGGAAUUCAGUUUAGACAGGGGUGUUGGGGGCAAAUUAAUGAUUUUCUUAACAGCUCUAGGAGGUAAAUGUCUGUAACUGCAGGUGAUAGUGAUUUGCCGUUUUUUUCUGUGUUCUACAGUGUAAAGAAACUACAUAAAGCCAUUGUUAAAGAUGUACGCAGUUGUCCAGUGAGUUGUUCUGAACGAAACUUGUUUAAAAUGUAUUUGUAUCUUAAAAUGGGGUUACCCAUAUUUUAAGAAAAAAAGUUGUUUCUCUGU
Messenger RNA from Lepisosteus oculatus (spotted gar), 16224 nucleotides. It is a transcript of the gene fat2, whose product is annotated as FAT atypical cadherin 2. The record is from RefSeq and is a predicted model, not a curated record. Gene Ontology annotation, molecular function: calcium ion binding; cadherin binding. NCBI's taxonomy places the organism in Eukaryota, Metazoa, Chordata, Actinopteri, Semionotiformes, Lepisosteidae. Gene Ontology annotation, biological process: cell-cell junction assembly; cell-cell adhesion mediated by cadherin; homophilic cell-cell adhesion. Gene Ontology annotation, cellular component: catenin complex; adherens junction; plasma membrane.